AUGGCAACGCUGGCCGGCCCGCASGGCGCCGAGCGGCCGGGACCGGGCCGGGACGGCACCGAGAUGCUUGCUCAGGUGCAUGGCGAGUCCCCACACUCUGACCCUUUUCGGAAGAGUGACYAUGACAGGAAGGUGCCUGCAAGAGAGGCAAAGAAGAAAGGCGUAUUCUGGGGCAUUGAGGUGCCUGAAACACUCAGUUGGCGUGGCUGGGAACUUGGAAGAGAGAUGAUCAAAUACCUGACCUUGAAAAAUGUUCAUGGGAAAAUCCAGAAGCUGAGUUACAGAGCUCCUUCCACGUCAUUCUUCUUCACUGUUUUCCCGCAGCCAAUUACACUGAGUCCYGGUAUGUCCUUAACUCUGCCCAUCGUUUUCCGACCCACUGAAAAGAGGGAGUGUGAAGACAGCAUCUUCUUUACGACAGCUGAGGGUGAGUUCUCUGUUACCCUGCGUGCUGUGCUUCCACACAUCCGUCUGUCCAUCCCAGAUGCUGUCCAGUUGCCUAUCUGUGCUGUCUACAGUGCUACAGAGACAAAGUUCCCUGUGUGCAACACUGGUGAUCUCGUUUUCACCUUUGCCUGGGAGACACCAAGCCCUUUCACCAUCAUUCCUGACUUUGGCACUGUGAACCCAGGUACUGAGUGCAUGGUCAAGGUGAUCUUCCAGCCUGAGGAGGCUGGGGUGCAUGAAGUGGCAGCAACAUGCUGGUUUGGAGGUGAAGARAAACAAAAUAAGACAAUCCAGCUAAAAGCCCUGGCCAAAUACCCCUGCCUGUUUUUGAGAGUGACAGGAAAGGAGCAUGAAGGUGUACAGCCUGGAAAGUUUCAGGAUGUAUUGUCUUUUGGAUCAGUACCAGUGGGAACAACUGUUGAGAAGCAUGUCGAAAUCUUCAACAUGUCUGUGGUUGAUGCACCAUGUCAGAUAGAACGAGCAAAAGAUCCUCUGAUUCGUGAUUAUGUUUUCUCCUGUGAUGUGUCCUGUGGCAUUGUCCCUGCCAAAGGGAAGCUGGUCUUGUGUGUACGGUUUCAGCCUCAAAUAGCAGGAGAGCACAGUACUGACUAUUUCAUUGUCACAUCUGCUGGAUGCCGCCUGGAGACUGUUCUGAAGGUGGUUGGCUCAUGUAAAGGUCCUUCCGUGUCCCUGCACCAAUAUUCUGUGGAUUUUGACUGGAUCAGUCUUGGAGAAAGUUUGAUGCAGCCACUGAAAAUCAGCAACAUAUCAGAUGUCCCAGCCUAUUACCAGUUUGAUAUUGAUGGCAAAGGGAGUGUCUUCUCCUUGGAUCGCCCUUAUGGAGUCUUAGAGAGCAAAACAACACUAACACUGAAGGCGACUUUUCGACCUACUCACCCAAUGAAUUAUCACCGCAGAGUCGUGUGCCUUGUCCACCACCAGGACCCCAUGUAUGUGGACUUUCUUGGUACCUGCCAUUCUGACACAGCUAAGCCAAUCACCCUUCAGGAAAGACACCUCUCCUGGUACCGAACCAACAUGAUAAGGGGACUGACCUUCUACCCCCCUGACAUCCUGAGUACUAUGCUGAAGGAGGGGAAGUUGCAGAUGGAUGAAAAGGGAGCCCUCAGGCUGCCACCUGAGAUUUCAAAGGGCAAGUCACCCAAGGAAUACUUUGAACCCAAUGCCAUGACUGAAUAUUUCCACGAUGGUGUCAUCAGCAACCUGGCCUUGUUUCCUGCUCAUGUUAGUGUCAGUCCCAGGGAACAUGAUUUUGGAUGCUGCAUACCAYCUCACAAGGUAGAACCUCUUCCUCUCCGCGUGACCAACCACACCAAAGGAAGUAUCAUUAUUGCCUGGACUCCAAGCCAUGGCAGUGCCUUCCAAGUGCACCCCGAAGUCUGUGAAGUGCUACCUUUGAGGUCUUCAGCCUUCCAGGUCUUUUGCAAGCCCACUCAGGUCAACAGUCUCUAUGCAACAGAGCUGGAAGGUUUUGCUGUUUACAAGGUGAUGAGAAACUACACCAACAUUGAGAAUGAUGCCACCCUCUGUCCGUCGUGGUGCCUGACUGUGAAGCUGCGAGCACACACAUUUGAAGCAAAACAGGAUCACUUCAUUCCACAGUAUAUCCUGGAUGUCCCCAAAACUUUUCCUCCUGUGGCUUGUGACGCUGAUACCUACUGCAGCGUGCUGCUGUCCAACAUGGGCACCUCUUUGAUAACCUUCCAGGUGAACCAAACUGCCUGUCCCUCUGCUUUGGUCAAGCCCAGUUCAGGACACAUCAUUCCAGGCGGCCACCAAAUUUUCCUUCUCUCCACUCGCCCAGUUAACACAGACACACAGCGACAUGUKGUGUCUUUGCAGCUGAACUCUUCUCCUGCUUACACUGAGGAGAUUGUUCUCCGGAGUUGUGGGCAGUCCCUGCUUUUGCUCUUAGAAGGUGAUGGAAAUCUCUACUUCAAGCCUCUCUAUGUAGGAACCUCCUUUACACGAAUGUAUACCAUUAAAAACUGCACAAGGCUACCCAUAGUUUUCACAUGGAAGAUCCGUCAGUCUGACAGUAAGAUCCUGUCUGUCAGUCCCACUGCAGGGAUUCUCCAGCCCUAUGAAGCCAUGGCUCAAGCAUGGACUUUUACUCCUAACAAGGAGACCAAGUAUCUGCUGCGAGCUAUGGUGUCUGUGAGGUGGAAAAGCUCACAAGACCCCAAGUCUCCCAAAAAUGUCCAUUAUGUCUUACGGAUCUUUGGAGAGGGGGCACUGGGCAACAUCAGGGCACAAAAGAAGUAUCUGGACCUUGGAAAUGUUAUGAUUGGUGGGCAACAAAGCUGCAGUGUUGUACUGCUAAAUGAUGGGAUCUGUACUCUGAAUUACAUCCUUCGUGUGGAACAACUCUUCACAGAGCCCCAUUGCCCUGAGGAGGUCCACAGCGAUCCACUGGCUCUAGAGCUAGAAUACUCCAAAGGAACAAUCACUGCAGGAUCAAAAGCUUCUAUUCAAAUAAACGUGAGGCCAGCCCGUCGACUGACUUACACCUGGUUUAUCAGAUGUGCUAUUUGCACACCCACAGAUGCAGAUCCUGCAAAGACAAAAGAGGUGCAGGAACCCAUCUGCUGCAUCGUAGCAAAAGGCAUCUACCCAACUUUGUGCAUCGUAGAUGCCUGUCCAGCAGGGAGCGCCAGCAGUAUCAGCAAGUUGCACCUCUGGAAGCUCUUCUCCUUGGACGUACUGAAUCAAUACUUGGAGCGGGACCCAGCUCCUGGCGAGCUCACCUACAGAGUUCCCACAAAGCACAGCACAUGCUUGAUACCUCCAGUGUACACCCCUCUCCUGCURGAUUUUGACUUUGGAUCUGCCCCAGUAGGCUCAGAGCCUACCGUUGUGAUGCUUCUGCUGGAGAACAAGGGUGUGGUGCCUGUGGACUGGGCCUUCUUGUUUCCUUCUGAUCAGAAAAUGGACCUGGAGCACUGGGCAGAGGACACUGACUUUACCCCACAGGAGCUGCACCAGAUGAGAAUUCAGGAUAAUCAGCUCUUCAGUAUUUCCCCAAAGUCAGGAAAACUUCUUCCAGGGCAGAUGAAACCUGUCCAGCUCUCACACAGACAUGAUUUCAUUGGCACUGAUCGCCUCCCUGUCCUGCUGAAGAUUUCCUAUGGCCAUGAGAUUCUGCUGACUUUCAGCAGUGUGACAGUGGAACUCGACCAGCGGUAUGUUCAUUUUACUUCCACUAAGCACCUCUUCACGCCCGUUGCUGUUGGAAGCUCCCACCCCCCGACACAGAUAUAUGAACUCUACAAUGGUGGCUCCAUGCCCGUGACAUUUGAGGUUCAGCUGGACAACAUUGUGAAGGUACGGGAGAAGAAUUUUCAGCAUCCUGUGUUUGCCUGCCUAACUCCUAGAGGAGAAAUCCUCCCUGGUGAAACRGGCCGCAUUGAGUGGAUCUUCUCACCACUGGAAGCUAAAACAUACUCGAUUGAUGUUCCCAUCCACAUCCUGGAGGGUGAAUCGACCCCAAUCACUUUYGAGGCAGUAGGCUGCAAUCCAAAUGUAGGAGAAGGUGCCACAUCCAGGCAAUUUUUGUCUUCUGCAGCCUUUCCAGGUUCUGCCAAGCUAACUGUGCCUGGGCAGGCAGCCACCUUGUCCCAUCACAGGAUUUUCUUUGGAAAUAUCCCAGACUGCACCAAAGCUUGUCGACUUGUCUUUCUCAACAAUAUCUCAGAGAGCAAGGCAAUUGUGUUUGCCUGGCAGAUAAUCACCUGCAAAGAAAAGCUGUUGGAGAUUGUUCCAGAGUCAGGGGUUGUGCAACCUGGAGAGAGUAUCCCCUGCUUCAUCACGCUGAGGCCUACAAGGAAUCCUUCCUUCUGCAGAAUAAAUCUGAUGUGUGAGGUGUUCAUCCAGGAGUCCCUGGUCCAGUAUGAGAGGGACCUGCAGGAGUGGGAAGAGGAGAAGAAACGGCAGGCUGUGGAAUUYACCAUCACAGAGAAGGACCUUGGGGCUAAGAAGAAGCCAACAGCACCUUCAGUAAGGUUAUCAGAUUCUGCUAAAACAGAAAAUCUCUCUGAAUCCUCAGCUUCGAUCAGGAAAUACAAGACAUUACCCCCUAUUAAAAGCAACCCAUCACCCACUCARCCACCUGGACUCCAUGAGAGGGGGCUGCCAUUGGGCAAAAACUGCAGCCAGACGUGGGUCAAACCAGAGCCUCCCAAGCCCUUGCUCUUACACCUUCAUGUGUCAGCCAGGUCCUACGCUAUUGAGGACUUUCUCAGCAAAUUCGUCUGGGAAUUUCCUAGAUACUUCUUGUCCCGUCCUUCCAGCCCCCAGACCUCAGAGAGYGAAUUCGUGGAUGGAAGUGAGUAUAAAAACAAGAUGGACCCAGAGCCUGAAAGGCUGUCCCUGGCUGCUGCUUCAAAACAGGAGCUGGAGGUGGUGACUGACACACUCACGAGUGUCAUCAGAAGCCUYUUGGAGGAUGGCCAUUUCCUCAAGGCAGUGAGAAGACUCCACCUUGACCCUAUUCCAUAUUACUCCCAGUUCCGGUCUGCAAAAUCAGCAGAGCACCGGGACAGACAGGGCUCCAUGAUCCCUUCCACGGUCUCUGCUUCAACAAACCUUGGCCUUGAGAAGGACAGAGAGAGGAGAAAAACAAGUCAAGAAACCCCUUCCAGUGAUUUCCUGGAGUCUUGGAAGAGUUUUUACCAUAAGCAGUUAAGGGAAAAGGAGAUGAUAAGUAGGCAGCCAGCUGUUGGGAACCUUGUGGAGCUGUUGCUGGAAAACACACUGCAGAAUAUCGUGGUGGAAGCCAGCCGUGGGGAGGUGAUGCUGACAGCCCGGCCCAGAGUCAUUGCUUUACCCCCCAACCCUUCGCGAAGAAUCACCAAUCUAGCACCUCCACCCUCUGGAUUAUAGCUGCUGGGCAYUGUGCUGCUUGAGAUCUUCAACUACAUCAGCUCUCUCCAUUCUACAUCCCUGUGAUGUGCAGAGCAGCUUGGACCCUCCCAAACCAUGACCUUAGCUCAGCAUGCUGCCUUUCUCUAAGGAGGUAUGUCCUGAUUAUGUUCCAGCACAACUUUGAGUCCUCUGACAACUCCACUGCAGAGUUGAUGACAUCUUUCCUUUCUGUGGCUGGCCAYAUCAUUGGAAAAUUCCAAGCUACAAGAAGCACAUGGACAACCUCUGACAAUUCCCACUACCCUCAGUCUGUAAUAGCUGAGAGGAGURUAAUCUGCUUUGAAAUGUAGCUGAGAAAGGACUGGGCACAGCUGGGCACAGAGAUGAUGACAUCAGUAGGAUGCAGGUACUGAAUCCUCCUUCACUCCUUGCUCCAGUGGAGACUGCAGGUUUCCCUUACAGUGACCAGCCCGAGGAGGCAGCUGCAGCACCAUCAGCACACACAGCAACCCAAUA
Molecule: messenger RNA, 5847 nt
Organism: Malurus melanocephalus (red-backed fairy wren)
Lineage: Eukaryota; Metazoa; Chordata; Aves; Passeriformes; Maluridae
Gene: CFAP65
Product: cilia and flagella associated protein 65
Exons: 33
Coding region: 1-5349 (1782 amino acids)
Source: RefSeq, a predicted model, not a curated record